AUGCGAGCAUAUUUCGUCUUGUGCCUCGUGGGAUAUCUGAGAGAAGAACAAUAUAAAUGCCCUGUGUGUGCAGUUGAAUUGACCGAACAAGAAAUCAAUAAAUUCAACUUGUUUUGGGAUAAGGCAAGCUUCCGGAUUGAUCUCGAAAAUAUUUCGCAAACGUACGCCGAUCUUUCUGAGCAAAAUGAAAUGAAUUCCGAAGAUUUUUAUGUGGUCCGCUUAAAUGGUACGAAAAUUACGCUAAAGAUUCGUGACAUCACUACCAUCAAAGAUUUAAAAUACUCGUUGAGAAAUAAAACUUCAAUUGACAUUGCGAAACAAAAGUUAAUUUUUAAGGAUGUGGAACUCAGUAAUCUCCGAGAAGAUGGGACAGAAAGUACACUUAAAGAUUAUGGCAUUCGUGCCAAUAGUCACGUCCAACUUAUCGUCGUACUCUACUCUAUCACAAAAGAUCAGGCCCUAACCAAUUUGGCUUUCGAUCUAAAUUGGGGAUUUCCUAAGACAGGACAGGACUUUCUUGACGGAACUUGCUUGAUAUAUGCAGGGGAUAGAUUGUGGAAAAAAUAUGACUAUUCAUCUUCAUUUUACCCGAGUAUACCAUAUAUUAAACAUUCCGGAGACAUCAUAGAUAACGAACAAGAAAAAGGGCACCACAAAAUAACAGCGAAACUUGAUGAACUUCCCGAAAACGUUGGUCAACUUUAUUUGAUUCUCAGUUCAUGGAGGUCUCCCACAAUAGGCCAUUUUCGUGAUCCAAGCUUUAAACUUUACGAUGAAAAUGAUCCAGACAGGCAAUUAUUGGAUUAUACUAUUCAACGAGCCGCAAAUUCACAGGCAGUCAUAAUGUGUCUUAUUAACCGGUCCAAUGGUGGUGAGUCUCUGGAUCCGAUCAUUGCGACUUUUGAAUGUUUCUCAUAUUUUGCAAUUUCAGGCAUGUGGAAUGUAAUUGAAGUAGGCGAAUUGUCGACUGGAAACGCGAAAAAUUAUGAUCCGAUAGAGAAGGUCAUCAGAAGACUGCUGUGGUUCAAUAGAGUCCU
Molecule: messenger RNA, 1037 nt
Organism: Acaulospora colombiana
Lineage: Eukaryota; Fungi; Glomeromycota; Glomeromycetes; Diversisporales; Acaulosporaceae
Source: the annotation of a GenBank genome assembly